Molecule: messenger RNA, 2995 nt
Organism: Microtus oregoni (creeping vole)
Lineage: Eukaryota; Metazoa; Chordata; Mammalia; Rodentia; Cricetidae
Gene: Mmab
Product: metabolism of cobalamin associated B
Exons: 10
Coding region: 54-716 (220 amino acids)
Molecular function (GO): corrinoid adenosyltransferase activity
Source: RefSeq, a predicted model, not a curated record
UCCCCGAGCGUGGACGGAGGCCUCGCGGGGUCAGCCCUGGACUCGUCCCACGCAUGGCUGUGUGGGUGUUUGGGGGCCGCCUUGGCCUGCGCGGACAUCUCGGCGCCUGCAGGCUGCUGUGUUCCCGUUUUCAGAGCCGCAGCUCUCAGGGCGAAGAAGACGGGAACAGGGUGCAGUCAUCCUUGAAGACACCCAAGAUCCCCAAGAUUUAUACCAAAACAGGAGACAAAGGAUUUUCCAGCACCUUCACAGGAGAGCGGAGACCUAAAGAUGACCAAGUAUUUGAGGCUUUGGGAACUACAGAUGAACUAAGUUCAGCUAUUGGGUUUGCCAUGGAGGUGAUCACAGAAAAAGGCCACACAUUUGCCAAAGAACUUCAGAAAAUCCAGUGCACGUUGCAGGAUGUUGGCUCUGCCCUGGCUACUCCACGAUCCUCAGCCAGGGAGGCUCACUUAAAACUCACGGUCUUCGAGGAAGGGCCCAUCAUGGAGCUGGAACAGUGGAUUGACAAGUACUCCAGCCAGCUUCCCCCACUCACAGCUUUCAUUCUGCCUUCUGGAGGCAAGAGCAGCUCAGCCCUGCACUUCUGCCGGGCCGUGUGCCGACGAGCUGAGCGACGUGUAGUGCCUCUUGUCCAAAUGGGAGAAACAGAUGCAAAUGUGGCGAAGUUCUUAAACAGGAAAUGGAGAAGCAGCUCAAGUAGCCAGCGUUCCUAGGCUCCACCCUUGCAACUGAAGACUCAGCGAUUACCUCUUCACUGUAGCCAGAUAUGCAGCCAUGAAGGAGGGCAGCCAAGAGAAAAUAUACAAGAAACGUGAUGUGUGAGACAUGUGGAAAUGGUGAGAGCCUCGGAGGCCCGUCUGGAGAGACUGUGGUGUUAACAGAAUGGAAGUGGGGCUGAGGUAGACUUGGGGUCGCCUCACACCCCCUCUCAGACUCCUGCUGGCUUCCCUGGGCUGUGCUUGAACACAUGGGACUGAGCUCCAUACUGCUGGAAGGAAAGGAACACUGAAGGCUACGAAGAAAAGGGGUCACUCAGCAUUGGGACUGAACAUGGGGAAGGUUUGAAUCUCACACUUGGGGGGAGUGUAUAUAAGAAAGAAAGAGAUGUUGCUGCCAACUCGGGCUUCUCAAGGAUUUGGAAUGUACCAGAGGCCCCUGAAGUUACCAGUGCCAACACUGAGCCCUCUGCUUUUGCACUGGGCUGGUGACUGCUCCUGUGAGCCACACCACACUGUGUUUUAUUCCACUAGUCACCGCUGCUGCUCCUCACUAUGGAAUGACAUUGCCAGUGGCGCUGUGCCCUUGAGAAGAGGGAUAUUUAUGAAAGGCUGAAGGCAGCCCUGAGAGCUUACGGAUUCCACACCUGCUGGUAGGUAGUGACUGCGGAAGCACAAGUCAGGGAUGCUGGAUCAGCUCAGCGCUCUCCCCUAUGCACCUGCUUGGCUUCCAUGCUAGGUGUGGGUGGACUGGCCUCUAGCUGCCUUCCUUGUUAGUCAGUCAGCAAGCAUUUGACUUCAGCCAAGUGCCCUCCCUCCCACCUUCCUGCUGCUGUUUCAGGCUAGCAGCUACACAUAUAUCUAUCUUCUGGGGUCUUUAAAGGGUAGAUGCCUGGAAUACCGCCCCGGGAGGCAGUUCCAUCCAAUGCCAGUACAGCCACCAUAGUGAGGCACAGAUCAGAUAUGGAGUUGGUGCUGUGUGUGCUAAUGGUGCUUGAGUGUCAUGUUCCAGGCCUGGGGGUCGUGUUCCAAGAGCUUGUAGCAGCAGCCCUGUACUCCGCCUAUAGCCACUGCUCCCCCUAAAAAGACAGACUGAACUCAAGGAAAUAGCAGCCUAGACCCCUAGCCUAUGCCUUCAGCAUUCUUUUUUUUUUUUUUUUUUUAAAGAUUUAUUUAUUUAUUUAUUAUGUAUACAACAUUUCUUCCAUUUAUGCUUGCAUGCCAAAAGAGGGCACCAGAUCUCAUUAUAGAUGGCUGUGAGCCACCAUGUGGUUGCUGGGAAUUGAACUCAGGACCUCUGGAAGAGCAGUCAGUGCUCUUAACCUCUGAGCCAUCUCUCCAGUCCCCUGCCUUCAGCAUUCUUGGGUAGCUUUUACGGUAGAUCUCAGUGUUCAGGCUCCAGGCAUGGCCUAGCCUUUUGCAACCGCCCCCCAGUCCUCAUGGGGCAAUUCCCACUGUGCACUGGCACAGCUGCCGAACUGUUGCUUUAAAUUGUACCCAUUUAUCACUGGCCUCUCUCCACUUGCAUACCUCACUCCUCGAAAAGAUUGCAGGAAGGCUCCCUAUCUUUUUAAAAAAAUUUUGUCAAUAGCUGUUUCAUUGAGAUACAAUGCCACCUACCAGAAAUUUCUUUCUAAAAUGGACAGUCCAGUGGGUUUUAUGAUAUUGCCUAGUUUUUGCUACCUCAUAGCUCACACCCGUGAAGAUGGCUCUAGUUUGGGACAGUAUUCACCUUCGUUAGCGAGGUGUCCCCCCUCCCUCUGCAGUGGUGCCUGCCAGUGCUACAGAGGGGCCCCAGGCUCCUGCUCACACUGGACCCCCGCACUGGGAGUGGGGUCACGUUUCUGCAGGAAGGGAAACUGAGGCUCAGAACUGGCCUAGGGGUCUCAUGACCCUCCCAUCCCCAAGCCACCAGCGCUCAACAGUCAUUUUAAUCACAGCGGUGUCAGGCACUAAUAGAUCUGCGGUCGCGUUGCUCACCGAGUUUCCCCUAACUGGUAUUUCAUGGCUAUUGGUAAUGUGCAUUUCUCACUGAGUAAUUUCCCGAGCCUGAACUUGUAGCACAUCCCAGUGAUAAACGUCCCCAGUUCCGAGUCCCCUGUCAGCUGCAAUGUCACCCUUACCUCCUCCUGAGCACCUCCUGACAGCCCAUCCAGUUUUAUGAUCCCUCUGUCCCAGUGAUCAUGACUGAACCUUUAAGAAUCCAGACGCAUUUCAAGUUUAAUUGAAUAAAAUUCUUUGUGUAAUAAAUUCCGCAUGAAUGCUACAUAAAUCAG